Molecule: messenger RNA, 915 nt
Organism: Aspergillus mulundensis
Lineage: Eukaryota; Fungi; Ascomycota; Eurotiomycetes; Eurotiales; Aspergillaceae
Exons: 3
Coding region: 1-915 (304 amino acids)
Source: RefSeq, a predicted model, not a curated record
AUGUCUGAAAUACCACGCGGUGUCAAGCCGGCAGCCGAUGUCGCCCAGAUCCUGAACAGAGCCCAGGUGCCCAACCUUCUCUUUGGCUGGUGGGUUGUGGGUCUGUACAGUCAGGCCCAGCCCUUUCCGGUAUCAUCCCUUUCCCUUAGCCCUUCCUUUCCUUUACCUUCAUUCAAUGCUGAUAGCUUCACUCAGGAAAUCGACUUCAUUGUCCCCGACGGCCAGUUCGAGUCCGGCAUCCGCGCACUAAUCGACGCAGGCUUUCAGUACUGCGAUGACCCCAAGUGUCCAGAGCUCGUAUACGACCGGUUCCCGCGCAAAGGAAAGAUCGGAGACAAGUACCCUAUAACCGAACUCCUCGCCAACCUGGCCCUGAACGGAUGGCACGAGAUUGCCGACGCCCACUUCCACGUCGAAACGCAGUAUCGCAAACCCAAAUUCACAGUUCUCUCGCUGUACAAACAAUCACGUCUCCUCUGGGCCCUCCCCACGCUAACCCUUGACCCCGUGCCUGCCAAUGACCCAACAUUCGUGCUCACCAACGACGCUGCUCGACUGCCACCCAGGACCCCAGACUUUUACAGUAGCUCGGGUCCUUGGCUGGACGUGCCCGCCGUCAAGACGCUGACGUACGCUGCGCUUUUCGAAGCCUUCAUCCGGCUGAAAUGUCGGCACCUUCAGGAGCGGGGGAUGGCGGAGUGGAGGACCGACAUGUGGGAUGAGAGGCUGUGCUACACGGUUGGGGGGACCGCGAAACCUGAGCGCUUGCGAGCCCUACGCGAGAAUCUCACUCCGCAGUUUCAAGCUGUGUUCGACGCCCAUACCCGUACCGCCGAGAACAUUGCUAGCAGAGCGACGCCCCGGGACGCAAUGAACACGCUUUAUGAUCAGCUGGUCGCGAAGGGGGAGUUGUAG